AUGGGACAAAAAACACAUCCGUUAGGAUUCAGAAUAAAUAUAACUCAAAAACAUAGAUCCUCUUGGUAUGCAAAAAUGCAAGAAUACAGUAAUCUCUUACAAGAAGAUCAUAAAAUUCGAUCAUAUAUUUAUAGCUGUUUGCAAAAUGCAAGUAUAUCAUCCAUCUAUAUUCAUAGAAAAGUAGAUCAGAUUGAAGUAUAUAUUCACACUGCAAGGCCUGGAAUAGUACUUGGAAAAAUGGGAACAGGUAUAGAAAACUUAAGAAAACAACUAGUCAGACAAUUAAAGGAUAAUAAACAAAUUCGUGUCAAUGUUAUUGAAAUUAGAGAACCUGAUCAAGAAGCUAGUUUAAUAGCUGAAUUUAUAACACAACAGUUAGAAAAAAGAAUAGCUUUUCGAAGAGCAGUUAGACAAGGUGUACAAAGAUCACAAAAAGCCAAUGUGAAAGGAAUUAAAGUACAAAUAUCUGGUAGACUAAAUGGAGCUGAAAUAGCCCGUAGUGAAUGGAUAAGAGAAGGAAGAGUUCCUUUACAAACGUUGAGGGCAGAUAUUGAUUACUCAUAUAAAACAGCUCAAACAAUUUAUGGAAUUUUAGGAGUAAAAGUUUGGCUUUUUAAAGGAGAAAAAUUACCUUCAUCUACAAUAAAGAUAAAUAAACAAUGA
Messenger RNA from Chondrus crispus (carragheen), 663 nucleotides. The record is from the annotation of a RefSeq genome assembly. Lineage: Eukaryota; Rhodophyta; Florideophyceae; Gigartinales; Gigartinaceae.